Suillus bovinus is the source of this 243-nucleotide messenger RNA. RefSeq lists its product as uncharacterized. The coding region runs from base 1 to 243 and encodes 80 amino acids. The record is from RefSeq and is a predicted model, not a curated record. Lineage: Eukaryota; Fungi; Basidiomycota; Agaricomycetes; Boletales; Suillaceae. The transcript is spliced from 4 exons.
AUGCAUGGUCCAUCGCUGCCAUCCGUCCUCAAGUCGAAGCCUGCGACCCAUGACACAACCACUACUCAUGAUCAGCUAACAGCUGGUCUUGCUCGCGUCACCUCUCCUCAAGAGACACCGAUAUACAUUUGUGCGUUCCAAGAUUGCAACAGACUGUUUCCUUCACGCGAACGUGUCAUGCUACAUCGUAAACGUGACCACAACUCAGAAGAGGAUAGAGACAUUAUUACAUGGAACGAAUAG